Molecule: messenger RNA, 477 nt
Organism: Drosophila grimshawi
Lineage: Eukaryota; Metazoa; Arthropoda; Insecta; Diptera; Drosophilidae
Exons: 2
Coding region: 1-477 (158 amino acids)
Source: RefSeq, a predicted model, not a curated record
AUGAAGUCAAAGGCGGCACUGGCGAAUGGCGGCGGCGGUGACGACGACGACGACGAUGCCGAUGGCGAGCAGCACAGCAGCGAUCAUUUCGAGGGAGAUCCACGUCCAAUGCCCUACGCAUUCGAAAAGGAACUAAUCGACAAUUCGAACAAACACAUACGCAUCUGUGAAGUUUUUGUGCCCUCUAACAAAGUAUAUCCAAUCACUAGCAAAUUUUACGCCAAAUGUGAGCCACAGCCGAUUUCAGCGGCGCAGACGCAGCGCCACAGAAACAGUAAACCGCUCACGGAGUAUCCGCUGCUGGAGUCGCAGGUGUACGGGUGGAUACCGUUGCAGUGUCGGGAGGCUGCCACCUAUUUGAAUUGUAUACAUGCACCGAAGCGACGUUGCCGUAUGACAAGACACGGCGAACAGAUUAUAGCUGGGCGCAUUACUGAACGGCCACCAUUUAACGGCCUAAAAUUCAUACUUCAUUAA